AUGGCAGGCACCAACCGCAAUUUCGACGGGAUCGAGGAAGGCCCGGCCGUCAUCCUCGUCGAGCCGCAGCUUGGCGAGAAUAUCGGCAUGGUCGCCCGCGCCAUGGCCAAUUUCGGGCUGAUCGAUCUGCGGCUGGUGGCGCCGCGCGACGGCUGGCCGAACCAAAAGGCCAAGGCGACCGCAAGCGGCGCCGGCUACGUGCUCGAGCGCGUGCGCGUCUUCGAAACGCUCGCCGAAGCGCUGUCCGACCUGACCUAUGUGGUGGCGACCACGGCGCGCCAGCGCGACGGCUUCAAGCGCGUGCUCGGCCCGGUCGAAGCCUCGGCCAACAUGCGCGCCCGGACCGACGCCGGGCAGUCGGUCGGCAUACUGUUCGGCCGGGAGCGGUUCGGCCUCGACAAUGCGGAAAUCAGCCUUGCCGACGACAUCGUCACCUUUCCGGUCAAUCCCGCUUACGCUUCGCUGAACAUCGCCCAGGCGGUGCUGCUGAUGGCCUAUGAGUUCCUCAAGACGCGCGACGGCCAAGCCGAAACGCUGCCCUUUGCCGGGCCGGAUUUUGCGCCGGCGCCGCGCGCCGAACUGGUCGGCAUGUUCGACCAGCUUGAGACCGCGCUCGAUGUGCGCGGCUAUUUCCGCCCGCCCGAACGGAAGCCGGCGCAGGUCGACAAUCUGCGCGCGGUCCUGUCGCGUCCCGGUUUCUCCACCGAGGAGAUCCGGCUCCUGCGCGGGGUGAUCUCCUCGCUCGACCGGACGAUCCGCGCCGCCGGCCGGCGCCGCCUUCCGGCAAAAAGGCCGCCGGCGAUGGCUGAGCUGCGCGAUCCGUCGGUCCUGUUCUUCGACAGCGGCAUUGGCGGCCUGUCGGUGGUCAAGGAAGCGCGCAUCAUCCUGCCCGGCCUGCGCCACAUCUACGUCGCCGACGAUGCCGCUUUUCCCUAUGGCGCAUGGGACGAGGCCGAACUCCUCGAUCGCAUGACGGGCCUGUUCGAAACGCUCAUCGAGGCUUUCCGGCCCGGCCUGAUCGUCAUUGCCUGCAAUACGGCGUCGACGCUGGCGAUCGGGCAUUUGCGGCGGGCGUUUCCGGACCAGGUCUUCGUCGGCACGGUGCCGGCCAUCAAACCCGCCGCCGAACGCACGCGGUCGGGCCUGGUUUCCGUGCUGGCAACGCCCGGAACCGUGCGGCGGCAAUAUACGCGCGACCUGAUCCGCCAAUAUGCCGGCCAGUGCCAUGUCCGGCUGGUCGGCAGCGAGCAUCUGGCCGAACUCGCCGAGGACUAUAUGCGCACCGGCUUUGUCGACGAGGAGGCGGUGCGCCGUGAGAUCGCGCCAUGUUUUGUCGAGGAAAAUGGCCGGCGCACCGACAUCGUCGUGCUCGCCUGCACCCAUUACCCGUUUCUCGCCAACCGGAUGCGCAAGACCGCGCCCUGGCCGGUCGACUGGAUCGACACGUCCGAGGCGAUCGCCCGCCGGACGCUGACGCUGGUCGAGCAGAUGCAGUUCGGCCCGCGCGACUUCUCGCUGCCGGACAUUGCCGUCUUCACCUCGGACGACCCGCGCACCGAGGUGAUGCGGCUCGCUUCCGGAUUUGGCCUUUCGACCGUGCCGUUUCCGGACUGA
Effrenium voratum is the source of this 1614-nucleotide messenger RNA. The record is from the annotation of a GenBank genome assembly. Lineage: Eukaryota; Dinophyceae; Suessiales; Symbiodiniaceae.